Molecule: messenger RNA, 2262 nt
Organism: Conger conger (European conger)
Lineage: Eukaryota; Metazoa; Chordata; Actinopteri; Anguilliformes; Congridae
Product: rho GTPase-activating protein 6-like
Exons: 12
Coding region: 174-1952 (592 amino acids)
Biological process (GO): signal transduction
Source: RefSeq, a predicted model, not a curated record
GCCCAGGGCUCCCGGGGCAGAGCAGUGAGUGACAGACGGAGAGAGGCCAGGGAUUCAGCCUCUCUCCUGCCGUUAGCGCUCACCUCCACAGGAACAGCCCCAGCUCUGAAGAAGGAGCCAGUACAUCAGGGUGGAAGGAGCUCUGCUACCAGGGUGCACGCUGUUGGGCCACCAUGUUGGGCCCAGGCGUGAGACUGCAGCCAGUCCAUAUCCAGAACCUGUCUGAGCUGGAGCGGGCUCGCCUGCAGGAGAUAGCUCACUGCCGCCUGGAGGAGAGAGAGCUGGACUUCAAGAUCAGCAUUCCCCGAGAGAACAGAAAGAGGAGGAAGUCUCUGCGGAAGAGGUUUGAUUCCUUCUCAAAGGAGAAGAAAGAAAAAGAAAAGGCACCCAAGGCGUUUGGGGUUCCGCUGUCGCAGGUUAUCGCUAACGACCGGGCACACAAGCAGAGGCUGGAUGCGCUGAAGGACUGCCUGGACCCGGAGGCCUCUGCACAGGGCUUCCGCGCCCAGCAACAGCAGCUUAGCAACAGGCCGGCCCUCUCCCUGUCACCUACGCCUACACAGGACCCCAGCACCUGCCCCCUCUCUCCCACCCCUCUCACUGUGGCUUUGCCCUCACAUCGCAGGGGAGGACUGUCUGUGGACUGCAUCUCUGAGCUCGUGGAGAGUCAGUCGCUCCUGCUGGAGGCGCUGCAGCUCUCUCACCCCCACGAGCUGGACGGGAAGAAGGCAGCAGGCCGCGCCCAGACCAAGCUCAGCCUCAACCCCGUCUGCCACCAGGUGCCGCGCGUGCUAGAGCAGUGCUGUCGCCACAUCGAGGCCCACGGUCUGCAGACUUUAGGAAUUUUUCGUGUUGGGAGCUCCAAAAAGCGAAUCAGACAGCUGCGGGAGGACUUUGACCAGGGUGUGGAUGUGGUCCUGGAUGCGGAGCACAGUGUGCAUGACAUCGCCGCCCUGCUGAAGGAGUUCCUGCGGGACAUGCCUGAUCCCCUGCUCCCCCGAGAACUCUACACUGCCUUCCUGCACACAAACAGUCUGAGAGGGGCAGAUCAGCUGUCCUACCUGCAGCACCUGCUGUACCUGCUGCCCCCCUGCCACUGCGACACCUUACUGCGCCUCCUCGCUCUCCUGCACACCGUCCAGCGCCACGCCCAGGACUCCGUCAGCCCCGACAGCCAGGCGAUCCCUGGGAAUAAGAUGACAGCCAUGAACUUGGCGGUAAUCUUCGGGCCGAACCUGCUGCAGCGUGAGCGCGGUUCGGAGAGAGACCUGCGGGCCACGAACAUUGAGGACAGCACCGCCAUUAUCUCCAUCACACUGUUACUCAUACAGAAGUACAGACUGCUGUUCAUGGUUUCUGCAGCCCUACAGCAGGAAGUGCUGCUGAGCAUCUUACAGACAGACCCAGACAUCAUGAAUUACCUCCUGCGCAGGAAACUCAGCUGUGGCCACCAGAGGGUGGAGACAGAGGCCAGCAGGGGAGGGGUCCUCUCUGUCGGGCUGUCCAGCGGGGAGCUGUCGCCCCUGGAUCCCCCAAACCACUUGUUCCCCGAGUCCCAGGCUGACAGCUGCUUCAGCAGCAAGGUCUUCCUCAGAGUGCUGCAACUUAACCAGAACAGGAAACGCACUACUUCGGACCGGCCCCAGAGGUCCAUGGCCCAAAUAAGACAGUUCCACUCCCACCACAACCUGAUGAGCCUGGCUCGGCCCAUGCUGUCUCCCGACAAUGACCCCGCCCCCAAAGGCAGUCUGGAGGGGGAGGAGCCACCCGGUGAGGGCGGGGCUAUGGGCGGGGCCUUCUCGCCCGCUGAGAGAACGGUUCUGUUCAGCCUGGGUCUGGACCCCAACACCUCCCCCCUCCCCCUCAGUCCAAGGGACACUGAAAAAGCCCAACCUACACAUUUCUGGGACUUCUUUAGCAGGAAGGCUUCGAGCUCUGAGAACACUGUAUGAGCACUGUAUUACUGCAUACAGUAUAAUUUGGCAGAUCAUUGGGCGAUGUUUUUGCUCGUUCUUUUUUCUUGCAAGUGGAUUGAUUGGCCUGGAGAGGACAACUUAACAGUGGACAGAGUACAGAAACACUCACACGACUGAGAAAUCCCACGCAUUAUCCAAGAAGUAGAACUUGAUGACUCCUGUCCUCCCUUUGUAUUCAGAAUUAUUUGUUGCCAUGACUAAUCACCAUGCAAUCGGCAAAUCACAGGUUCUUUCCCAUGUGUGUCUUUCUUCUGCUCAUUCUGAAAUAAAGACAACAUGCAUUCUG